Dracunculus medinensis (Guinea worm) is the source of this 954-nucleotide messenger RNA. The record is from the annotation of a GenBank genome assembly. NCBI's taxonomy places the organism in Eukaryota, Metazoa, Nematoda, Chromadorea, Rhabditida, Dracunculidae.
AUGGCACAUUGGAUGGCUGAAUUGCCUUUAGCAGCAAGAGAAAAACCGCUUAUAACAUUAGCAAUUCCAGGUUCACAUCAUAGUGCAUCUUGCUAUUUAAAAGAAGAGAAUGAAAUUACCGCCGAUCAACCGUGGUGUGUGCGUGUUUUAAAUUCGAAUGAAAUAAUUCGUAAGGCUGUUUAUAAUUGGUCCAAGGAUCAGAAAUUGACUAUUACAGAGCAGUUGGAAACUGGUGUACGUUAUCUCGAUUUAAAUAUCGCUUAUUUUCGCGACAGUAUUACUAUUAUUCACGGAUUAACUUGUUGUGAAGCCAGAGAUUUAUUUAAGGAAAUUCUUGAUUUUAUCAACAUACAUCCCAAGGAGGUUCUGAUAAUUGAUAUCAAUCGUUUCUAUGAUUUCAACGAAGAACAUCAUGAAAAAUUAUUCAAUUUAUUGGACACAAUGUUUGGUGAUAAAUUGAUUCAUCAACCGUCGACAGUUCGAAGUAUUUUAAGUUGCUCUUUGAAUAAAAUAUGGAACGGAAAUGGACGAGUGAUAGUUUUCUAUCAAAAACCUGUUCCUUCGUCUUCAGUCAACGAAAUUAAUGGUCACGCUGGUCCAUCAGAAGUUUUAAAAUUACCGAAUCAUGUUUGGAGUCGUCAAUUCAUCAAAAACCCGUGGCCACGAACGGAAGAUGCGCGUAAAAUGGUUGAGGAGGUCUCGGAAAUCAUUCGUGAGCGCGAAAUCGAAAAUGGUUUUCUGGCUUGUCAAGCGAUAGUCACACUUACUGUGAACUCAGUAAUUCGGCAACCAACAGGUACAUUCGAAGCGAGAUAUGCUCGACACGCUACUCAUGCUUUAGUUCAGUGGUUACGAGAGAAUGGUUAUCAUCAUCGAUCGAAUAUUAAUAUAAUAGUUGCUGAUUUUGUUGAUGAAGAUGAUUUUUGUAAAGUAGUCAUCGAUCUUAACAACUAA